Molecule: messenger RNA, 1077 nt
Organism: Rotaria sp. Silwood2
Lineage: Eukaryota; Metazoa; Rotifera; Eurotatoria; Philodinida; Philodinidae
Source: the annotation of a GenBank genome assembly
AUGGCAUCAUCCUUAUUAUCAAAGAAAAAAAUUACAGUUGUGGGUUCGGGUAAUUGGGGCAGUGCAUUCGCUAGUCAUGUUGGUGAGAAAAUGCAUGAAAUAAAAAGUCAAUUUCAUGAACGAAUUUUAAUGUGGUGUAAAGAAGAAAUAUUAGAUGAUGGAAGUAAAUUAAGUGAAGUUAUUAAUCGCGAACAUGAGAAUGUCAAAUAUUUACCAAAUAAAAAAAUUCCAGACAAUAUUGUUGCUAUACCUGAUCUUGUUGAAGCAGUUGAAGAUGCUGAUAUACUUGUUUUUGUUAUACCACAUCAAUAUGUAAAAAAUACUUGUGAACAAUUAAGAAAUAAAAUUAAAAAAGAUGCAUUUGCUUUAACAUUAAUUAAAGGAUUUCAAGUCGAUGAAAAAACGAAUGAAGUUUUACUUGCUUCACAGAUUAUUGGAGAUACAUUACACAUUCCAUGUGCUAGUAUGAUGGGAGUAGCUGAAAAAGUUUUUUGUGAAGCAACUGUUGGUUCUCGUAAUGAUAAACAUAGUACAAUAAUUCGACAAUUAAUUGAUACACCUCGUUUUCGUUUACGUUUUUAUCCUGAUGUUGAAAUUAUUGAAAUGCUUGGUGCUUUAAAAAAUAUUGUUUCAAUGUUAGCUGGUUUUUCAGAGGGUUUAGAUGCUGGUUUUAAUACUCGAGCAGCUAUUCUUCGUUUAGGUUUUCGUGAAAUGAUUAAUUUUUGUCGUUUAUCUAGAAAAGAAUCAACACCAGAACUUUAUUUUGAAUCAUGUGGUAUGGCUGAUUUAAUUGUAUCAUCAUUAGGUGGAAGAAAUUAUAAGGGUGCAAAAAAAAUGGCUCAAACAAAUAAAUCAUUAAAAGAUAUUGAAAAAGAAGAUCUUAAUGGACAAUCAUUACAAGGUCCAAGUACAGCAAAAGAAGUUUAUCGUUAUCUUCAAGUGAAAAAUUUAUUAGAUCGAUUUCCAUUGUUUCGUGAUGCUCAUCUUAUUAGUGAACAGAAAAUAAAAUCACAUAUAUUUAUCGAUAACUUAAGUUCACAUCCAGACUAUAAUCAAAAUAAUCGAAAAAUCUUAUAA